UAGCUGCGGCUGAGCGCGCCAGAGCUCACUUCCACUCAACACAGCCAGAGCUGGUGGUGGGCGCCCAAGCACCGAGGCCGGCGGACUGAUGGACCUGCCCUGUGCCCUAGGGCUCGGGACACUGCUGGGCCUGCCAGGGGUCCUGGGCUCGGGCAGCGGCGCCAAGGACAGCGGGAGCUCCAGCACUGUGGCCGUGGCCGUGCUGCUGCUGGUGCUGCUGCUGCUGGUCGCCGGCCUGGCGCUGGCCUGGUGCCGCCUCAGCCGGGACUCGGGGGGCUACUAUCACCCGGCCCGCCUGGGCGCUGCGCUGUGGGGCCACACCCGCCGCCUCCUCUGGGCCAGCCCCCCGGGCCGCUGGCUCCGGGCCCGGGCCGAGCCGGAGUGGCGCGACGGGGCCCUGGAGCGGCAGCAGGACGAGCAGGACGCGGAGGAGGACUACCAGGUGGCGGGCGACCCGGCGGAGACACAGUCCCAGCAAGAGGAGCAGUGCGGCGGACAGGGGCCCGGCCCCCAGCAGCUCCCGGAGCCUGCUGAGGACACGCAUGACAGUAACAGCGAAGGGGGCCUGGGCCUCAGCUGCCAGGGGCCGGCGGGCUCGGGGGGCAGCGCCGAGGCCCUGCUGAGCGACCUGCACGCCUUUGCCGGCAGCGCGGCCUGGGACGACAGCGCCGAAGCCGCUGGGGGCCGGGGCCUCCACGUCACCGCACUGUAAGAGCCAGAGUGGCGUCCCGUUCCUGUCACUGCGCCUGUGCGUCCCGAGCUGCCCUGGACCCAGCAUCACCCACACCUGCGCCCCCCCCAUGUAAGAGUCUCAGACGAUCGCUCCCGCACCGGUUCUGUCCCCCAAGCUGUGCAUCCCUGUCCCCACCAGGAAGGCUGCCCACCCCUGGGGCACUGGGGUCAUCUGAAAUA
This is a messenger RNA of Neomonachus schauinslandi (Hawaiian monk seal), 912 nucleotides long. It is a transcript of the gene PTPRCAP, whose product is annotated as protein tyrosine phosphatase receptor type C associated protein. Gene Ontology annotation, cellular component: plasma membrane. The coding region runs from base 89 to 712 and encodes 207 amino acids. NCBI's taxonomy places the organism in Eukaryota, Metazoa, Chordata, Mammalia, Carnivora, Phocidae. The transcript has 2 exons. The record is from RefSeq and is a predicted model, not a curated record.